Boleophthalmus pectinirostris (great blue-spotted mudskipper) is the source of this 9444-nucleotide messenger RNA. RefSeq names its product laminin subunit alpha-3. The record is from RefSeq and is a predicted model, not a curated record. Bases 221 to 9310 code for a protein of 3029 amino acids. Lineage: Eukaryota; Metazoa; Chordata; Actinopteri; Gobiiformes; Gobiidae. Gene Ontology annotation, biological process: cell adhesion; regulation of cell adhesion; regulation of cell migration. Gene Ontology annotation, molecular function: signaling receptor binding. The transcript is spliced from 70 exons.
UGCGCACAGAGGUUUGAAAACAUGCCGCGGACACAGACACACCGCAUCUCUCUCUUCCAUAAAGGAUUUAUGGAAAGUUUGGUUUGACGCGCUUGGAGUAAGUCCAUUUUGACGAAGGAGUACUGUGCGUAAUCUGAGCGCUUUUUUGAGGAUAUCCAGAUGACAAGACCUGCAUGUUGCGGGUUGCCCUCAGCAUCUACCGGGGAUUUUAAGGCGGAAUAUGGCGAAGAGAAUGAAAUGUGCACACGUUGUGGUCUUGUUUUGUACUUUCUUCCUAACGCUUUUCUGGAACGCCAAAGGACAAGGGACUUUUAAUAGAGAGACAGGUUUCAGUUUGAACCCUCCGUAUUUUAACCUCGCAGAGGGUGCUCGUAUCUCAGCCACUGCAACCUGCGGCGAGGAUGAAGCAGGGAGACCAAGGCAGGAUUUGUACUGUAAACUGGUUGGUGGACCUACAACAGCGGUUCUCAGCCAGAAUAUACAGGGCCAGUUCUGUGAUUACUGUAACUCCAAUGACCCAAACAAAGCUCAUCCAGCCUCAAACGCCAUUGAUGGGACGGAGAGGUGGUGGCAGAGUCCUCCUUUAUCCAGAGGUCUGAUCUACAAUGAGGUCAACGUCACCCUGGAUCUCGGACAGCUCUUCCAUGUUGCGUAUGUCCUCAUCAAGUUUGCCAAUUCUCCUCGGCCAGACCUUUGGGUGCUGGAGCGCUCUGUGGACAGUGGGCGAACCUAUAGUCCCUGGCAAUAUUUUGCACAUUCAAAGCGAGAGUGUAUUGAACGAUUUGGAAAACAACCCAAUGCCCGAAUAGUAAGAGAUGAUGAUCAGAUCUGCACCACCGAAUACUCCCGGAUUGUGCCACUGGAGAAUGGAGAAAUUGUGGUGUCUCUGGUCAAUGGUCGUCCCGGAGCCCAAAACUUCACAUAUUCCCCGGUACUGAGAGACUUCACCAAGGCCACAAACAUACGGCUACAUUUAAUCCGGACAAGCACUCUUCUGGGCCACCUCAUCUCCAAAGCACAGAGGGACCCCACUGUCACACGCAGGUAUUUCUACAGUAUCAAAGACAUCAGUGUUGGAGGGCGCUGUGUCUGCCACGGACACGCACAAGUUUGUGGAGGCAAUCGGCAUGAGGAGAGCUCCAGCAGACUGCAGUGCCAGUGCCAGCACAACACCUGUGGAGAGUCAUGUGACCGCUGCUGCCCGGGUUUUAACCAGAAGCCGUGGCGCGCUGCAACCGUCCACAGCCCCAAUGAGUGUCAGCCCUGCCAGUGUUUCUCCCAUGCCUUUGACUGCUAUUACGACCCCGAGGUGGAGCAGAGGGGAGCAAGUUUAGACAUCUUCGGCAGGUACGACGGUGGAGGAGUGUGCAUCGGCUGCCAGCACAACACUGCUGGAGUGAACUGUGAGCGCUGUAUUGACGGCUUCUAUAGACCUUAUGGAGUUCCACCAGAGUCUUCCACUGGGUGCAUACCUUGCCGAUGUAAUGAGCAGACCACAGCUGGAUGUGAGAUGGGCUCUGGAAGGUGUCUCUGCAAGCCACAGUUUACAGGAGACAACUGUGAUCGCUGCGCUGAUGGCUACUAUUACUACCCAGAAUGCAUUAGAUACCCAGUUUAUGAGACAACCACAAAGUCCUCCGCUGGUCCUAUUGUGGACCCUACUUGCCCGCUGGGGUAUUACGGCCCACCCAGAUGUCAGCAGUGCAUGUGUGACUAUAGAGGAACAGUCCAAGAGGUGUGUGAUGUUUUUGGGCGCUGCCUGUGUCGUCGUGGUGUGGAAGGCGAGGCAUGUGACCGCUGCCAGCCUGGAUACCAUUCAUUUCCAAACUGCCAGGCUUGUGAGUGUGAUGGGGCUGGUGUAGCUGACAUCACAUGCGCUCCAAAUGGCCAGUGCAUUUGCCUCCCCAACUAUUUGGGCCGGAACUGUGACGAAUGUGCUCCCGGUUUCUAUGGAUACCCGGACUGCGCUGGCUGCCAGUGUUCAGCGGAGGGCUCAUAUGGGACCACAUGUAACCCUCUCUCAGGACAGUGCCUGUGUCUGCCUGGUGUGGUGGGCCAGCAGUGUGACCGAUGUGCUUCUGGAGUCUUGAGCUUUCCUCAAUGCUCAGCACCCAUCGGCAUUUGUAACGCUGCAGGAUCUGAAAUCACUGAUCUUCAAGCGGGCGUGUGCCGCUGCCGUCCAAAUGUGGAAGGAACCUUGUGUGAUAAGUGUAAACCCCUCUAUUGGAAUUUGGCUUCAAACCACCCUCGGGGCUGUAUAGAGUGUCGAUGUGACGUGAAAGGGACUGUAAGUGGGAUUGGAGAGUGUGACCAGAAAACUGGACAAUGCCACUGUAAGCCUAAUUCUUGUGGUCAUGGAUGCGACACUUGCAAGGACGGAUAUUUCCUACUUCGAAAGCGCAAUUACUUUGGCUGUCAAGGUUGUGAGUGUGAUGUGGGCGGAGCUAUUGAUUCAGCCUGUGAUGACAUAUCUGGGCAGUGCCAGUGCCGCCAGAACAUAGUCGGCCUCAAAUGCACAGAGCCUGCACCCAACUACUAUCUCCCCACACUGCACCAGCUCAAGUAUGAGCUAGAGGAUGGGACCACUCCAAAUGCCAGACCUGUGCGCUUUGGUUAUGACUCUGAGGUGUUUCCAGAUUAUAGUUGGAGAGGAUACGCUUUCAUGUCACCUGCACAGAAUGAAAUCAAAGUAAGCGUGCAUGUUGACCCCAGAGAUGAGAGUCAGCAGUUUUUCCGUGUGGUUUUGAGAUUCAUUAACCCAAGCAGCUCCACAGUAACUGGCCAUGUUAAAGCUACUAAUUCCUGGGGCACUGCAGGGUCAGAUCAGAGUAAGGAAGUGGUGUUUCCCAGGAGUCGGUCCCCAUCUUUCCUCACUGUCCCAGGAGAGGGCUUCGCGGAGCCCUUUGCCCUCACCCCAGGAAAAUGGUUCAUCCACAUAAGAGCUGAGGGAGUACUGCUGGAUUAUCUAGUGUUGCUGCCCCGUGAUUAUUAUGAAGCCCCUCUGCUUAAAGAAAAGGUCACCACACCGUGCACAUACCAACUUACUGCUGAUAGGGACACAAACUGUUUACUAUACAAGCACCUAUCCCUGGAUGCAUUCACCUCAGUACUGGGCACACAAGGGGUGCUGUCCAGCCGCGGUGGGCGUAAGAGGAGGCAGACCAAAGUGCGAAGGCCCACUGCAGACCACCCAGAGAUGGUUCUGCUCAAUGGGAGACAGUCCCAGCUGCAGCUCACCCUGCGCGUGCCUCAACCCGGUGCCUAUGCUCUGGUCCUGGAGUAUGCUAGUGAAGUGGACACUCUGCAGAACGUAAACAUGCUCAUUAGCGGCCAGUCUGGCACUCAAAUCCUGGCAAGGGCUAACAUUUAUAGCUGCGCUUUCAGCUUUUUGUGCCGAAGUGUAGCAGUGGACAGCAGUAACAGGGUGGCAAUGUUGCAGUUAACUCACAAAACAGCACUCCUGCUUCAGACGUCUACUACUACAUUCAUGUUGUAUAAGGUGUAUGUGGUGCCUGCAGAGGAGUUCUCAGUGGAGUAUGUUGAGCCGAAAGUGCUUUGUGUUUCUACUCAUGGACGCUUCACUGAAGACAGUCAGUAUUGUAUUCAGAGUCAGUUUGACAUGCCUGGAUCCCCCUGGCUCCUGUCUGCGGCCCGGGAUGGACAGCUGUCAUCCAGCCCGGCAUCUGACCAUCAGCACAGAGAGAGUGAGGAAUGGAGACGCCGCAGACAGACUGGUGUAUUUCCAAUACGUGAACCUCCCAAUGAUGGCGUUCUGCUUAAAUUCCCUCAGACAGAAAUCACUUUCUCUCCUCGGGUGCCCCUCCCAGGCAGGUAUGUGGUUGUGGUCCAUUACCACCAGCCUGAGCACAUCAGUUUCCCUGUGGAAGUGCGAGUGGAGGCGGGGCGUGACUGGACUGGUUCAGUGAAUGCAUCGUUCUGCCCUGCAAUGUCAGGCUGCAGAGACGUACUGAUCUUUGAUGGUCACAUUGCACUUGAUUUCACUCCACAUUCCUGGCGACAGCCCAGCAUCUCCCUGAUCAUUCCACCACGGAAGACCCUGUUUGUGGAUUAUUUGUUGCUGGUUCCAGACAGCAGUUACACCCCAGAUGCCCUGAAAGCUCAGCCACAGGAUAAAUCAGCAGAUUUCAUUCAGCAGUGUCGAGGGGAAGGCUUCUAUAUUGACCCAGUCAGCUGCCCAGAGUUCUGCAGACAUGCAGCACGCUCUCUUGUAGCAGCUUACAAUAAUGGCGCUCUUCCCUGUGACUGUGAUAAGACUGGCUCAACUUCUUCUACAUGUGACCCAUUGGGAGGACAGUGCCCGUGCAGGCAGUUUGUGAUCGGACGCCAAUGCAAUAAGUGUGCUACAGGAUACUAUGGCUUUCCCUACUGCAGACGCUGUGAAUGUGGGCGUCGGCUGUGUGAUGAGGUGACAGGGCGCUGUAUUUGCCCCCCUCAGACAGUCAGACCCUCCUGUGAUGUGUGUCAGAAUCUGACCUACAGCUACCACCCCCUGUUGGGCUGUGACGACUGCGAGUGUUCACCCACUGGUAUCAUUGCUAAUGCAGGGCCCGACUGUGACCGCAUCACUGGACAAUGCAGUUGUAAGCCCAGGAUUGGAGGGAGGCAGUGCGACCGCUGUGCUGCUGGUUACUAUGGUUACCCACAAUGUGCGCGCUGCAACUGUGAACAGGGAGGUGUCACCAGCGAGGUGUGUGAUCCUGACACUGGUGCAUGUCUCUGCAAGAGAAAUGUGGUUGGACCCAGGUGUGAAAGCUGUCGAACAGGCUCUUUCCACUUUGACCCUCUCAACCCUAUGGGCUGCACCAGCUGUUUCUGCUUUGGAGCAACAGACCAGUGUGAGAGCUCCACCAAACGGAGGGGAAAGUUUGUGGAGAUGCGUGGCUGGCGACUGGAAAGUCCAGACCAAAAGGAGGUGCCCUCGGUACUGAACUCAGCCAGUGGGACUGUGGUGGCAGAUGUCCAGGAGCUCAGUCCUACAGUCUGGGUGCUGCACUGGGUGGCACCGCGCUCUUACCUGGGAAACAGGGUCUCCUCCUACGGCGGUUUCUUGACUUACCAAACAAAGUCUUUUGGCAUUCCUAGUGAGGGGAUGACUUUGAUCGACAGAAGACCAGAUGUUCUCCUUACUGGCCAAAGUAUGACUCUCGUUCACGUGGCCCCACAGCUUCCAAAUCCAGACAGGAUCUACCAUGGACGAGUGCAGCUUGUAGAGGGAAACUGGCGUCAUGCAGGCAACAACAGGCCGGUGUCUAGACAGGAGCUGAUGAUGGUCUUGGCCAGUCUGGUGGGUCUGAGGAUCAGAGCACUGUACUUCACUCAAAGCCAGCGCCUGAGCCUGGGGGACGUGGGGCUGGAGGAGGCCUCUGACAGUGGCACAGGGAGCCCAGGCAGCACUGUGGAGAAGUGCUCCUGCCCUCCUGAGUACUCUGGGGACUCCUGUGAGAAAUGUGCCCCCGGUUACUUCAGAGAUGGUAGUGGACUGUACCUGGGCCAGUGUAUACCAUGCAACUGUAACGGAUUAGCCACCGAGUGUGAGGACAAAACAGGGAGGUGUCUGAACUGUCAAUACAACACAGCUGGAGACAGAUGUGAACGCUGCAAAGAGGGUUACUAUGGAAACCCAUCACAAAGGACAUGCACUGUUUGCCCUUGCCCCUUCAGUGUGUCCACAAACAGUUUUGCUAUGGGCUGUCAGGAGGUCAGCGGUGGGAUCAAGUGCUCAUGUAAACUUGGCUACACUGGGGAAAGAUGUGAGAGAUGUUCUCCUGGUUUCUAUGGUGACCCUAUGGCUCCCGGAGGAAGCUGUCGGCCAUGCAACUGCAAUGGCAAUGGGAACAAUUGUGACCCUAGGACUGGAAUCUGUAAGAAUACGCUGGAGCCUGGAGACACUAACACAGAUGACCAGUGCAAAGAAUGUGAUAACUGUGCGUUGACUUUGCUGAAUGAUUUGGAAAAGCUAGAUGACGAACUGCAAAGAAUCAAAACUUUGUUGGAAAAUGCCAGUGCGAGUUCAUCUUCCAACGAGAGACUGAAAAAGCUCGAGAAGGCCAUAGCAGAUACCAAGAUUCUUGUGGACAAAUACACCCGCUCAGUAAACAACCAAAAGACCAAAAUCACCCAGCUCGAGGACGACAUCAACAGUCUGGAGAAUGAUAUUGGUCCCCUCAAAGACAAGGCUAAAGACACUGCAUCAGCCACAGACAAAGCAAUAGAAGAAAUAGACAAGACACACAAACGAGCAAAGACCCUGGAUACAGAUAUCAAUAAUAUGCUCAAGAAAAUUCACGCCCUGAUCGACCAGUUGCGAGAAAUGGGAACAAGUGGUGAUCGUCCGUCAAAUGAAAACCUAACCAAAUUAUUAGAAGAAGCAGAACGUAUGGUAAAGGAGAUGGGACAGAGGAACUUCACUCCUCAGAAAACAGCUGCUGAGACUGAAAGAGAAGAAGCUAGAAAAUUGCUGGACUACAUCAGAACGAAUGUGAGUGAUCAGUGUGACCAAAAUGAGGCGACUGCAAAGAAACUGAACUCACUGCUGAAUAACUUCAAUAACAAACUCAAAGAUCUGGAGGAGGCUCUGAAGCAGGCGGAAGACCGAGUGAAACAGGCUAUGUCCCAGAAUGACCUCAGCGCUAAAGAGCUGGAAGACCUGAAGAAACGUGUAGAGGCCUUGAAAAAGGAGAGGAAGACUGUACAGGAUCAAAUGGACAUGGCCAAAAAUGAGCUACAAAAGACUCAGGAUAUGGUGAAAAUGCUAACAGACAGCAAAAAGGAGUAUGAAGAGUUAGCCGCACAACUCGAUGGGGCUAAAACAGAUUUGACCAAGAAAGUGAAUGAUCUCACCAAAGCAGCUGCCCAAGAAGACAUUGUGAUCAAAGCAGAGGAGCAUGCAAAGAACCUCGCCAAGAUGGCCAAAGAGCUUGAGGAUGCAGUGAAGAAUGCCAGUGACAGGGCUGAAGUGCGCAAUGCUAAAGAUGCUAUCGAUGCGUACAAGAACAUCACAGAGGCCAUCAACGCUGCAGAGACUGCUGCUAAUGAGGCUAAAGAGGCAGCGGAAAAUGCACUGAACAACGUCAAUGACCAAAAGCUAACAGAAAGAGCAAAGGACCUCAAAGAUACAAGUAAAGACCUUGUGGGUGAGGCAGAGGAUGCUGAAAAGAGACUUAAUGCUACGGUGGACGACAUCACUGCUCUGAAGAAACGUCUGAAACAGGCUGAGAGAAAAAAGAAAACUCUUGAAAAUGAUCUUCUGAAUGCUCAAAAUGGUUUAAAGGACAUCGACAGAGGUGAGAUUGCUGAAAUGCUAGAAGAAGCAAAGAGAAAAGCAGCAUUGGCCAAUGACACAGCCACAAAUACGUUGGACAGACUGGACGAAAUCCAAAAGGAGCUGGGCAAGAUCAACAUCUCCCCUGUGGACUCCAAUAGCAGCGGUAUCCUGGAUGAUGUGGAUCAGUCAGUGAAGAAGCUGUUAAAUACAAUACCAACACUUACCAAUAAAAUCUCAGAAGUGGAAAACCUAACCAUGGACCUCACACCACUCAGCAACAUCACAGACAACAUCAGGAAAAUCAAAGAUCUUAUUGAACAGGCCCGAGAUGCUGCCAACAGGAUUGGUAUCCCCAUGAAGUUCAAUGGAGAGGGCUAUGUGGAGCUGAGACCACCCAAAGACCUGGAUGACCUGAGAGCCUACACUUCAGUGUCUCUGCAGCUCCAAAGGCCUAUAGGCAGAGGGGAUGGCAGGCGCAGGCGCAGGCAGAUCAGAGGGAAAGAAGAUCUGUUUGUCAUGUACCUUGGCAGUAGAGAUUCUUCUAAAAACUACAUCGGCAUGGUCUUGAGGGACAACAUAUUGUAUGGUGUGUACAAACUCAAUGGAGUGGAGUAUACAAUGAAAUCAGACCAAAUCACUAAGUCUGUACCGGAGCAGUCCAAGUUUGACCAAGCAAUCCUUAGGAGAAUGUACCAGGAUGCAGAGCUGAUCCUCAACAAAGAUGUUGUGGCGGGAGGACCUGCAGUUACAAGUAACGCACAGGGAGACCAAAUGAAGAACCUCUUGGACCUUAGCCCUCAUGAUGUGGUUUUCUAUGUGGGAGGAUACCCAGCCAACUUCACUCCACCAGCUUCUCUCAAUUACCCAAUGUACACGGGCUGCAUUGAAUUUGGUUUAUUCAAUGACAGAGCUAUCAGCCUUUAUAAUUUCCAAACUGCAUAUAAAGUUAACCCAGAGACUCCAUGCAAACGGCAAGUGCUUCCUGAGGAGUCUGAUUUCUUUGAGGGCACUGGAUAUGCCAAAUUUUACUUAAAUAAAGUAGGAAGUCUCAUCUUCUUAGAAUUUUCUGUCAGUAGCCGCUCAGAAAAUGGACUUUUGUUUUACAUGGGGACUGAGGACAAAUACUUUGCUUUGACGAUUGAAAAGGGUUUUGUGCUCCUGCAUAGUAACUGCCUCACUGGACCACCAACAUACGGGGAGAUGAAAGUAUUUCCUCGUGAAGAUUUUGCAAAUGGCGUCAUUGUUUUGAAUAGCAGAGGGAGUAUCACAGUGAACCUAGCUUCAAAAAUUGUGGUCAAGGCUAAUGCUGCCUUUACCCUGACUGACUUCACUGAAUAUUACAUUGGUGGUGUCCCUCAGGACAUACGAGAAAGACAUAACAUCACAAUGCAGCCAUACAAAGGUUGUGUCAAAAAUAUUAAGCUGGACAGAACAUACAAAGCCAUCGAUGAGGCGGUGGGCAUCAACAAAGGAUGUCCUCGGGAAUCUAUGAUUUCUCGUAAAACUGAGUUGAACCUAGGCAGCUCCUUGUCAGGUAACCUCGCAGGCUUCACUCUGGACAAAGAUGUGACCCUCUCCCUUGGAUUCAGAAGCAGUGAGAACCAGGGUCUCAUCCUACAAGACAAAAAACUCGCUAAUGGGUUGAAUCUGGCGCUAGAGGAUGGCUAUGUGACUCUAGCAUUUAACAACAAGAAGUGGCGUUCCAACAGAAAGUACAGCGAUGGAUUGUGGCAUUACUUAACUGUCACCAGAAGAGGAGAAAUAAUCGACCUCUUUAUCGAUGAUGAAGACAAAGGCCAGGUGCAGAGCGGCUCCGUGACCAUCCCAGACACAAAUGGUGCAGUGGUCCUGGGUAAAGACAAGUUCAAAGGCUGCAUUUCCAACCUGUACACAAGACGACCAGACAACCUGUUCAAAGCUGAAGAUCUGAGUUUGUUCACGACCAGUGGAGAUGUUCUUCUAGACGUGUGCAGUGCUCAGAGCCCCGCCCAGCUCAUGCUCGACCGCUCGCCCAAUAAAAGGUGAAGCAGACCGACUGGCGCUGACCAGGACCUAACGCCAAUCAUUUUAACAUAAUUGCAGAUUGCACAUGAAUGUUUUGUUUAUUUUGUGAAAUUAUGUUAUAUUUCUAAUAAAAGGCUGCCUUAAUAACAAAGCCA